AUGGAAUCUCCACAAUCUGUUGUGUCACCAUUCAAGAUCUCUGUCAUGGAAGAUGGUGAGAAGUAUAAAUCUGAUCUUUUCACAAAAACCUCAAGUCCUUUGUCUAAGGACAUUGAAGUCAAUAGAAAAGAAGCUCUUGCAUUGCCUAAUCACGACGAAUUCGUUGGAGUAGUUGAUGUUUACAUACUUCAAGCUAGGGACAUUCAUAACAUCUGCAUAUACCAGAAACAAGAUGUUUAUGCUAAGAUUUGUUUAACUAGUGAUCCCGAGAAUUCGGUCUCUACCAAAAUCAUCAACGGAGGAGGAAGGAACCCCGUGUUUAAUGACAAUCUUCGUCUAAGCGUUAGGACGGUCGAGUCUUGUCUCAAAUGUGAGAUUUGGAUGCUUAGCAGGGUGAAGAAUUAUCUCGAAGACCAGUUACUUGGUUUUGCUUUAGUACCUUUGUGUGAAGUUUUGAUGGAAGACGGAAAACUAGAGAAAGAGUUCUCUCUUUCUUCGACCGAUCUAUUCCAUUCACCCGCAGGUUUUGUUCAAUUAUCUCUAUCUUACGAUGGCGUUUCGCCUGACGUUAUGGUGAUUUCUUCAAGGCCUAAUAUUGAACUGGACAAAAACGGAACCGAUAAAGACUCUGAAACACGCGAGUCACUCUGGAGAGAUUUAGAUAAAAUCGAGUUCCCGGAUCCGAAAAUUGCAAACGAAGACCAUUUAAUGGUUUCAGAAUACUUUGGUACUGAUAGCUUGGCCACUACUGAUAGUGAAAGUCUGGGUUCAGAAAGAGGUGUUCAGUUUGUGGAAAGCUUAUCAGCAUCUAGUUUUGAAUCUAUUCAACCACCUAGCCAUGUAUCCACGAAUGGAGUUUCCUCUCUUUCACCGUCUGCAAGCUCAAACGAGCAAGAGAUACGCGUUGAUGUGGACGACAGUAAGCGUGAUUCAUCAUUCCAGAAACCUGUUGCGAAUGUGAAUAUUGAGCCAGAACCAAAGAUGGUUCAGCAGGAUAUAGUAGACAUGUACAUGAAAAGUAUGCAGCAAUUUACCGAGUCAUUAGCGAAAAUGAAGCUUCCUAUGGACUUUGAAAAUGGACCAACUAGUUCAGGAAACUCGAGCUCCGAACAGAAACUACAAUCACCCAAGAGUACUAACUCGCGCGUCUUUUACGGUAGCAGUGCUUUCUUCUGA
Molecule: messenger RNA, 1176 nt
Organism: Vicia faba (fava bean)
Lineage: Eukaryota; Viridiplantae; Streptophyta; Magnoliopsida; Fabales; Fabaceae
Source: the annotation of a GenBank genome assembly